Molecule: messenger RNA, 525 nt
Organism: Cariama cristata (Red-legged seriema)
Lineage: Eukaryota; Metazoa; Chordata; Aves; Cariamiformes; Cariamidae
Gene: RASSF2
Product: Ras association (RalGDS/AF-6) domain family member 2
Exons: 6
Biological process (GO): positive regulation of JNK cascade; positive regulation of protein kinase activity; signal transduction
Cellular component (GO): nucleus; cytoplasm
Source: RefSeq, a predicted model, not a curated record
GGCAGCGCCCGCACCCCCAGCGAGCAGCGCCGCAUCCGCCGUCACCGCUUCUCCAUCAACGGGCACUUCUACAACCAUAAGACGUCCGUGUUCACGCCGGCGUACGGCUCCAUCACCAACGUCCGGAUAAACAGCACGAUGACGACCCCCCAGGUCCUCAAACUGCUGCUCAAUAAAUUCAAGAUUGAGAACUCAGCGGAGGAGUUUGCGCUGUACAUCGUCCACACCAGCGGAGAGAAGCAGAAGCUGCGAGCCAGCGAUUACCCCCUGAUCGCCCGCAUCCUGCAGGGCCCCUGCGAGCAGGUCUCCAAGGUCUUCCUCAUGGAGAAGGACCAGGUGGAAGAAGUCACCUACGACGUUGCUCAGUACAUCAAAUUCGAGAUGCCUGUCCUCAGGAGCUUCAUCCAGAAGCUGGAGGAAGAGGAGGAUCGUGAAGUGAAGAAGCUAAUGCGCAAAUACUCCAUCCUCCGGCUGAUGAUCGAGCAAAGGCUGGAGGAGAUUUCCGAAGGUCCGACGGCGAUGUGA